AGCUCCAUUUUAAAGGCAAACAGCCUGAAAUAAAUAUCAAUAAUUAAUCACAAAAAAUAUAAGUCGCUUAUUAAUCUCGAUUUCAAGAGCAAAUAUAUCCUUCCUAUAUCGGCAAAAAUCCAACGGAUUCUGUCGUCUUCGCGGUAUAAUAAAAAUUAACCGUUUAAAAUUGGUGGGCUGCUAUACGAUUAAACCCGAUAUCAAACGAGGCGCGCUUCGUAUUACAUUGAUCUCCUGCCUUCUGAUUGGCUCGGCACGUUGGACAAUUAACGUAUGCUAGUUACUCACCUUUGUGAGAAAACCCCUUUAAACUUUUCACUUUAUAUCAUAUUUUUUGUAUUUUUAUUAUCUGAAUAUAAAAAAAAAUCAUAAUCAAAUCGAAAACUGAGCAAAAAAGAAAAUUACGUAUUAGUGAUUAAUGGUAUGGGUGUCAAUUUUCUAGGUUAUAUAUUAAGUGGCGUAUUCCCUAUUUGUUAAAUUUAAAUUAAGGAAACAAUUGUCUGAAAAAAUGACGGAAUGUAGUGACUAUAUUAAGAAUAUUUUCCCAUCGAUUGACGAGGACUUGAAGCAAUACGUCGAGGGGGUUUUGCGAAACGGGGUUGAUGACUUCGAAGACAGUGACGAGGUUUACGAUGCUAUCGGAGAAGUUUUACAUGAAGUGUCAACCGACAAAAGUGAAGCAGACAUAAAGCAUAUCUGCAAUGAAUUGCUUACCAUGCUGAGACCUGGCAAAGUUGUUAAAGGUAAUGGCAAUAUGAAAAUCCUAGAUGCUCCUGUACAUUUAGCCUCAAUGGCAGGAAAUUUGGAGACAAAUGUAGAUGAAAUUAAAAGCAUUUGGGUGGCACAAAGAGAUGAUUCAUUGAAAGUAAAUGCGAGAAAACUUGAAAAGGCUGAGGCUAAACUGCAAGAAAAACAAGAAAAAAGAACUAAAGAGGUGAAAAGUAUAGUGGUGCCCAAGUUGCAAAGUGCCACUGCUUCUCAGGUCGUUAACAAAAAGGAAAGCAAGAUGGAAGCCAAAGGCAAUAACAGAGCACAAGAUAUCAGAAUAGAAAAUUUUGAUAUAGCAUAUGGGGACAGGGUAUUACUUCAAGGUGCAGACUUAAUGUUGGCUUUUGGUCGGAGAUACGGUUUGGUGGGUCGUAAUGGAUUAGGAAAGAGUACUUUAUUAAAAAUGAUCUCAUCAGGACAGUUACGGAUACCAUCUCAUAUUUCUAUCCUUCAUGUGGAACAAGAAGUAACAGGAGAUGAUACUUUGGCUAUAGAUAGUGUCUUAGAAUGUGAUAUUUUAAGACAAACUUUGUUAGAAAGAGAAAAAGAAAUCAGUAUUGCAAUCAACGCGGGGUCUACCGAUCCAGAUUUGAAUACCCAGUUAAAUGAGGUUUAUGCUCAACUGCAGAAUAUUGAAGCUGAUAAAGCACCUGCGCGAGCAUCCAUUAUUUUAAAUGGUUUGGGAUUUAGUUUUGAACAGCAGCAAAAUCCUACAAGGACAUUCUCAGGUGGAUGGAGAAUGAGGUUAGCGCUUGCAAGGGCCCUUUUCUCAAGGCCCGAUUUGCUAUUGCUUGAUGAACCGACCAACAUGCUGGACAUCAAGGCGAUCAUAUGGCUGGAAAACUAUCUCCAAUUAUGGCCGACAACAUUGUUGGUGGUAUCACAUGACCGAAACUUUUUGGAAACGGUACCUACGGAUAUCCUGCACUUGCACUCACAAAGGAUAGAUGCCUACCGGGGAAAUUAUGAACAAUUUGAAAAGACCAAGAAUGAAAAGAUAAAAAAUCAGCAAAGAGAAUAUGAGGCUCAGAUGCAACAAAGGCAGCAUGUGCAGGAGUUUAUUGAUAGGUUUAGAUAUAACGCAAAUAGGGCUGCACUGGUACAAUCGAAAAUCAAAAUGUUGGAGAAGAUGCCGGAAUUAAAGCCAAUCGUCAAAGAACCUGAAGUAGUUCUAAGAUUACCAGAAACGGAGCCUUUAUCUCCUCCAAUAUUACAAUUAGAUGAAGCAAGUUUUAGAUACAGUGCAGACAACAGGUUAAUAUUUUCGAAUGUCAACCUCGGGGCAACCAUGGAGUCUAGAAUUUGUAUUGUGGGCGACAAUGGCGCGGGCAAAACAACCUUACUGAAGAUAAUUAUGGGCAUUUUAACUCCCACCUCAGGAAUGCGACAUGUUCACAGGAAUCUUAAAUUUGGCUAUUUCAGUCAACAUCAUGUGGACCAGUUGAAUAUGAACGUAAAUUCUGUAGAGCUGCUCCAACAACAAUAUCCAGGAAAACCCAUUGAGGAAUAUAGGAGACAAUUAGGAAGUUUUGGAGUAUCUGGGGACCUAGCUCUACAAACCGUUUCUAGUCUGUCAGGAGGUCAAAAAUCUAGGGUCGCAUUCGCCAGUAUGUGCAUGGGAAGACCCAAUUUCCUGGUUCUGGAUGAACCUACUAAUCACUUGGACAUCGAAACUAUCGAAGCGCUGGGAAAGGCAAUUACAAAGUAUACUGGGGGAGUGGUAUUGGUCUCCCAUGAUGAACGGCUAAUCCGUAUGGUAACCAAUGAGUUAUGGGUGUGCGGAGCGGGAUCAGUUAAAAGUAUAGAGGGCGGUUUUGAUGAAUACAGGAAGAUCGUCGAGCAAGAACUUGAAGCCGCAGCCCAAUCCAAAUGAUUAGUAGGCGAUUGCACCCUGUUGUACAAUGAAUAUGGAAGCUGUGAUUUUUCCCUACAUGAUGCGAAUACGCAAAAACAUUUUAGUGAAUGUGCCUAAUACAGACUACCUGUUGAAACUUUUCAUUAUUUUCGUCUUCGAGGGCCGACCAUAAACUAUGUCUGAUGAAUUCAUAAAUCAAUCAUUUCUUAACAAAUCCUACAGAAUAUUACAAAUUAAAUCAACGCUACAAAAAUUAUUCUACUUCUAAAAUUAAUAAGUGUCAUAUAAUCCCAAAAUACAACCAAUGAAUUAAGUCUCAUUUUUUUUUAAAUUUUGAUAUUUUCUAACAUGUGAGUGAAUGUUAAUUAGGGUAAAAUAAAAAAAAAUCGGAUAUUUUAAAGGUUUUAAAUAUUUAAAAGUUUCCUU
Molecule: messenger RNA, 3049 nt
Organism: Cylas formicarius (sweet potato weevil)
Lineage: Eukaryota; Metazoa; Arthropoda; Insecta; Coleoptera; Brentidae
Product: ATP-binding cassette sub-family F member 3
Exons: 12
Coding region: 509-2641 (710 amino acids)
Molecular function (GO): ATP binding; ATP hydrolysis activity
Source: RefSeq, a predicted model, not a curated record